Gamsiella multidivaricata is the source of this 683-nucleotide messenger RNA. RefSeq lists its product as uncharacterized. The coding region runs from base 379 to 663 and encodes 94 amino acids. The transcript has a single exon. NCBI's taxonomy places the organism in Eukaryota, Fungi, Mortierellomycota, Mortierellomycetes, Mortierellales, Mortierellaceae. The record is from RefSeq and is a predicted model, not a curated record.
CCUCACGAUGCCAUUCAGUCGUUGCCCCUCUCUCUCGUUUAUCAAUUAUGCUCAUAUCUGAGAUCGCAUCUGAGAAAUGGAGUAGCACAGAUCUCACCAAAUAAGCUUAAUUAACAGGCGGUGGCCCAAGAAUUGUAGCCCUUGAGCAAACAACAACGACGCUCUUUGAUCCCCUUGAACCAUCGUCACCUUCUCUCUCCCUCGUCCCCCUCCCCCUCUCAAGCUUGCUCAAGAACACUCGACGCCAAGGCCUCACACCUUCUCCACAACACAUCCAUGGAGUGUAACGACUCCCUCAUACACCAGAGACACAGCUGCCCAUUGAUAGGUACCUUAAACCAGAACACCUGCCUCGCCAUUUGCAAGCCAUGGCAUUAAAUGUCUCUGUUUUUUCUUGUCUGGAAGCCAAUGUUAAUUGGAUACAGCACUGCUGACGAGCGAGUCGAUCCCUUCUCCAGAAGCCAUGGAUUGUCAUCGUUGAUUGGUACAGGUAGAACUCGCCAGGCCCUCUCAAAAUUAUUUCGCGACCGGCUUUCAGGGGUGUGUUGGCUGACGGAAGAGAAUUCUCAGGCCCGACAAAAACAGAGAUCAAUCACUGGCACUUUUUGGUCCCACUUGGAUACGCAGACUUCGCUUGCAGAAAGUCAAGGGCGUCAUGGAUAGCCCUAGGCUGGAGAACUCGG